AUGGGUUCAUUAGCAUAUGUUGGUAGAGACGCAGCUGUUGUAGAUUUUACUGGUUCAAAACUAUUCUUGAAUAUAUUUAAUUUAAAACCAUUAUCGGGUCGCGAUGCAGAUUAUUUAUGGAAAUCAUUUUAUUUUGCAGAAAUGUUUACUGGACGAACAAAAACAUUGCUUGCAUUUGAUUGGAUUCGUAUACAAACAUAUGGAAGAGAUAUUAGUCGAUAUUAA
This is a messenger RNA of Rotaria sp. Silwood2, 225 nucleotides long. The record is from the annotation of a GenBank genome assembly. Lineage: Eukaryota; Metazoa; Rotifera; Eurotatoria; Philodinida; Philodinidae.